AUGAAGAUAUCGAAUUUCAACGUCAGUGCCCUCUUACUUGCUGCAAUGGCAGUAACUCCAGCCAGUGGUUUCGUUACUAGUACUACUAAGAACAACAAUCCCUCUUCUUCACGCCACAUCUUGGCCUACUCUCGACAGCAGCAGAUGUCACGACCCAUCACUCAUCUUCCAACCAUGGACCUAUCUCCUCGAUCGAACAACUUGGUCAAAUUGCAAGCUGCUUCCAUCAACGAUUCCGUCAACGAUAUUAAAAACGAGAUUACUAGUUCCUUUUCUCGCUUGGAAGGAAAACGACGACUUGGGUUUGGAAUGGCAUUCUUGACAGGCGUCAGUGAUCUUGCGCUCAAUUUGAAAUACAAGUGCUUUGCCACCAUGAUGACUGGAAAUACCAUGUGGAUGGCCUUGGCAAUGGUAGAACAACGGUUCACGGAUGUUGGCUUCUACGCAUCGGUCAUCUUGUCGUAUCUUGCAGGUCUUGCUGUCUUUCGACAAUCCGAUGUGGCACUCAAAAAGAGGAAUACCCUUCCCCUUUCCGCCUUUUUUACAGCAGCCCUCUUUGUUGGGAGUGAUGUCAUGUUUAGCAUGUACGGGAGUCGCUGGAUUCCCACAAUGAUGUUGGCCAUGGGAUUUGGAAUUGUCAAUUCGGUCGGCCAGGAUUGUACCGGGACCCUUACCUUUGUCGUGACGGGAAGCUUGACACGAAUGAUGGCCCAAAUUGUAGACCGUGUUUCCAAGAGUGCAGGACAAAAGAAGCUGACAGUCCAGGACAAACAAGGAUUUUUGUUGAAUGCUUCCAUUUUUGGAGGUUUCUUUUGUGGAGCCGCCUUUGCAGGUGUCCUCAAGGCCAAGGGAAUUCUAGUCCAAAAGCUCGGUGUCUUUUCUGGAAUCGGUUUGUCCUAUGCCCUGUUGUUCCUAUGGAAGGACAACAUAUUUCAGUGGAAAUCGAACUGA
Messenger RNA from Cylindrotheca closterium, 951 nucleotides. The record is from the annotation of a GenBank genome assembly. Lineage: Eukaryota; Bacillariophyta; Bacillariophyceae; Bacillariales; Bacillariaceae.